Nannospalax galili (Upper Galilee mountains blind mole rat) is the source of this 4253-nucleotide messenger RNA. It is a transcript of the gene Lig4, whose product is annotated as DNA ligase 4. Gene Ontology annotation, molecular function: DNA ligase (ATP) activity; DNA binding; ATP binding. The coding region runs from base 335 to 3070 and encodes 911 amino acids. The transcript is spliced from 2 exons. The record is from RefSeq and is a predicted model, not a curated record. Gene Ontology annotation, biological process: DNA biosynthetic process; immunoglobulin V(D)J recombination; nucleotide-excision repair, DNA gap filling. NCBI's taxonomy places the organism in Eukaryota, Metazoa, Chordata, Mammalia, Rodentia, Spalacidae. Gene Ontology annotation, cellular component: DNA-dependent protein kinase-DNA ligase 4 complex; DNA ligase IV complex.
ACUCUGCAAGCGGCUCCAGAGGGCAGUUGCGCCCAAGUCUCUACUGCGCCUGCGCAGUCAACAGCUGGCGGAACCGGCUUCUUGCGGCGUCAGCUUCCGGUUUGACAAAGGUUUGGCAGUCAGAAGGGAGGUGAAACUGAGCGAGGCUCGCGAGUGAGCACUGGAGGCGGGGCUUGGCUGGAGGGAACCGGCUUUUCAGUGGGGGCUGAAGCAGAGCCGAGGGGUGAUCCGGGUCCUGUCGAGACACAGGGCUCCUGUGACUUUCAGGUGCGUGGACUGCGGGUGUUCCCUAGGCCCGGCCAAAGUUAAAACCAGAGGAUUCACCGUUGCUGCUAUGGCUGCCUCACAAAUUCCACAAACUGUUGCAUCCCAUGUCCCCUUUGCAGAUUUAUGUUCAACUUUAGAACGAAUACAGAAAAGCAAAGACCGUGCAGAAAAAAUCAAGCACUUUAAGGAAUUUUUAGAUUCUUGGAGGAAAUUUCAUGACGCCCUUCAUAAGAACAAAAAGAAUGUUACGGAUUCUUUUUACCCAGCAAUGAGGCUUAUUCUUCCUCAGUUAGAGAGAGAGAGAAUGGCUUAUGGAAUCAAAGAAACUAUGCUCGCUAAGCUGUAUAUUGAAUUGCUCAAUUUACCAAGAGAAGGGAAAGAUGCCCUGAAGCUCCUGAAUUACAGAACACCGACUGGAAUGCACACAGAUGCCGGAGACUUUGCCGUUAUUGCUUACUUUGUGCUAAAGCCAAGAUGCUUACAGAAAGGAAGCUUGACCAUCCAGCAGGUGAAUGAACUUUUAGACUCAGUUGCCAGCAAUAACUCUGCCAAAAGAAAAGAUCUAGUAAAGAAGAGCCUUCUUCAACUAAUAACUCAGAGUUCAGCCCUUGAGCAGAAGUGGCUGAUACGCAUGAUUAUAAAGGACUUAAAGCUUGGUGUCAGUCAGCAAACUAUAUUUUCCAUUUUUCAUAAUGAUGCUGCUGAGUUGCACAAUGUUACCACAGAUCUAGAAAAGGUCUGUAGGCAGCUGCAUGAUCCCUCUGUAGGACUCAGUGACAUCUCUAUCACUUUAUUUUCUGCCUUUAAACCAAUGUUAGCUGCAGUUGCAGAUAUUGAGCGUGUGGAGAAGGACAUGAAACACCAGAGUUUCUACAUUGAAACCAAGCUGGACGGUGAGCGGAUGCAGAUGCACAAAGAUGGGGAAGUGUAUCAGUACUUCUCCCGAAAUGGAUAUAACUACACUGAUCAGUUUGGAGCUUCUCCACAGGAAGGCUCCCUUACCCCAUUCAUUCAUAACACAUUCAGAAAAGAUGUGCGGGUCUGCAUCCUUGAUGGGGAGAUGAUGGCCUAUAACCCAAACACACAGACUUUCAUGCAAAAGGGGAUUAAGUUUGACAUUAAGAGAAUGGUGGAAGAUUCUGAGCUGCAGACUUGUUACUGUGUUUUUGAUGUGUUGAUGGUGAAUAAUAAGAAGCUAGGACGGGAGACCCUUAGAAAGAGGCAUGAGAUCCUGAGUUCCACCUUUACACCCAUACAAGGGAGGAUAGAAAUAGUACAGAAAACACAAGCACAUACAAAGAAUGAAGUAGUCGAUGCCUUAAAUGAAGCAAUAGAUAAGCGAGAAGAGGGAAUCAUGGUUAAACAUCCUCUGUCCAUUUACAAGCCGGACAAAAGGGGUGAAGGCUGGUUAAAAAUUAAACCAGAGUAUGUCAACGGACUAAUGGAUGAAUUGGAUAUCUUAAUCGUAGGGGGUUAUUGGGGUAAAGGCUUACGGGGUGGCAUGAUGUCACACUUUUUGUGUGCGGUAGCGGAGAAGCCCCCUCCUGGGGAGAGGCCAUCUGUAUUUCACACUCUGUGCCGUGUUGGGUCAGGAUACACCAUGAAAGAACUGUAUGAUCUGGGUUUGAAAUUGGCCAAACACUGGAAGCCUUUUCAUAAAAAAUCUCCACCAAGUAGCAUUUUAUGUGGAACAGAAAAGCCAGAAGUGUACAUAGAGCCUUGCAACUCUGUCAUCGUGCAGGUGAAGGCAGCAGAGGUUGUCCCCAGUGAAAUGUACAAGACUGGCUCCACACUGCGAUUCCCACGCAUCGAGAAGAUCAGAGAUGACAAGGAGUGGCAUGAGUGCAUGACCCUGGGAGACCUGGAACAGCUGAGGGGGAGAGCAUCCGGGAAGCUUGCGUCCAAGCACCUGCUCGUAGGUGCUGAUGAUGAACCUCGAGAGAAAAGGCGGAAAGCUGCCCCCAGAACAAAGAAAAUAAUUGGAAUUAUUGACCACUUAAGAGCGCCUGACCUUUCCAACAUAAGCAAAGUUUCCAGUGUAUUUGAAGAUGUAGAGUUUUGUGUUAUGAGUGGAAUGGCUGGUCAUCCAAAGCCUGACCUGGAGAAUCGGAUUGCAGAAUUGGGUGGGUACAUAGUGCAAAAUCCAGGCCCAGACACAUACUGUGUAAUUGCAGGGUCUGAGAACAUCAGAGUGAGAAACAUUAUUUCUAGAGAUAAGCAUGAUGUCGUGAAGCCCGAAUGGCUCUUAGAGUGUUUUAGAACUAAAACCUGUGUGCCAUGGCAGCCUCGCUUUAUGAUUCACAUGUGCCCAUCAACCAAACAACAUUUUGCCCAUGAAUAUGAUUGUUACGGUGAUAGCUAUUUUGUUGAUACAGAUUUGGACCAACUGAAAGAAGUAUUUUCAGGAAUGAAGAGCCCUAGUGAACAUACCGCUGAAGACUUGGCCUCCGUGAUUGCUGAUUUAGAAUACCGUUAUUCAUGGGAUCACGCUCCUCUCAACAUGUUCCGACGCUGCACCAUUUAUUUGGACUUGUAUGCUGUUAUUAAUGACUCAAGUUCCAAAAUUGAGGCCACAAGAUUAGCUGUGACAGCCCUGGAGCUCCGGUUUCACGGAGCAAAUGUAGUUUCCUGCUUAUCUGAGGGAGUGUCUCAUGUUAUUGUUGGGGAAGAUCAGAGACAUGUUACAGAUUUUAAAGCUUUUAGAAGGACUCUUAAGAAAAAGUUUAAAAUCCUACAAGAACAUUGGGUAACUGAUUCAAUAGACAAGUGUGAAUUACAGGAAGAAAACCAAUAUUUGCUUUAAAGCUGGCUAGUUCAGGGAAGCAUUACAUUGGCAGACUCUAGAGCAGGCAAUAAUGAUAAAUUAUUAAGUGACAUUUCUAUCUGUUAAAAAACUUCUAAAAUAUUAAUAGGUAUAGCAAAACACUAAGGUGAAAAUUAAUGACCUAAAGCCAAGGAAAAUGUUCUUAAUGUGACUUAUAACCAUGAUAUAUAACAAUUUGAAGAGAUGUUUGUACAAUAUCCAUAUUGUACAAUAUGAAGCUAGAAUUUUGAGUACAUUUAGAAACUUUUAGAAUCAUUACAGACAUUGACUUUCUAAACAAGAUAUUCCAGAGUCAAAAAUUAUGGUGGUUUUUAGCCAAUAAAGAGGAUUGCAUGAACAAAAGUCAGAAUUGUUAAAUUAAGCCUAUAAAAAUACAUCUUUUUACUUGGAAGCUCAAAUGCCUCCUUUAAAUAUAACAUACUUUCAUAAACAGUUAUUUUUAUGGUUAUGGUCAAGAGCAUUAAUAAGUUGUCCAAGAUAUUUUUAGUUAAGUUAGAGGAAGUUGAGUGAGAAUCAUCUAAAUACUUGGGAUAUCAUUGGUUUGAUUUUAAAAAUAAUCUUGUAGCUGGGCAUGAUGAUACACAGGCCUUUAAUCCCAGGAGGCAGAAGCAGGCAGAUCUCUGAGUGAUUCAGGCCAGACUGGUCUACAUACUGAAUUCCAGACCAGCUGGGGCUACUGGAAGACUCUGUCUCAACAAACCGAAAUAACAGUAGUAAUAAUAACAACAAUGACCUUGGAAUUUUAAAUUAGUUUGGAUUUAUUUUUUUUCUAAAAUAGGCAUUUUGCAAAUAAGAACUUUGUGUGACUUUGCACUCCAAACAUAAUAGUAUUCACAGAGUUCUUUUCCCAUUGAAUGGAUGUCAAAGAGACAUACGUUGCUUUGAUUUUUAAAAGACAGCUUUUGUAAUCAGGCUGAAGUCAAAAGUAUAAUGUUUAUAUCAUAUCUGGACUUCUGAGUUCUGUACCAAGUUUGAAGUACAGCCUAUUUUCAGACUGUGCUUCAUGACAACAUUGAAAUGCUGGUACCCAAGCUAUGCAUGUUGAUCAUUUGAAGCAAUUGGGCUUUUUAAAAAUAAUAGAUGAAAUGUAUAUGGUUGCAUAUGGUAUAUGGUUGUUACACUUAAUUUAAAUAAAAUUACUAAAUAUUUAUUAAUAAAAUAA